AUGAAUUAAGAUGAUCACAAUUCCAAUGAACAAAAACCUGAUAAAAAACUUCACUAUUAUGAUCAAGAUUGGCCAUAACAUUAACAAACUAUAUCACCAAGAUUCACUCCAUAGUAGUUUUAUCUUUAACCACCAUAUAACAUUUCUGCAUUCAAUCUCUAACCUGAACAAGAACUCAUAGAUAAAAAUAAGCCAAAAUAUCCAUUUAGAAAACUAUCAGCUGGAGAUGGUUUAGAAUAAUAAGAAGAUGAUAAUAAUAGACAUUUUUAUCAUUAUCCUUCAUAUUAUUAAUAAAUACCAUAGCAAAUCAAAUAUCCUCAAAAUAACUAGUUUAUCCAUACAUUUCCAUAACCAUAUCCUCCUCCAUGGUAUAGACCAUCAUUUCCACCAUUUUGCUAUCCUCCUUAUGAUAUUUCCUAAUACUAAAAUACUUUAUCCAAAGAGCUCUAAUCUAAAGUUAAUCAAUUAGUUUAAUAUUAAAAAGUCUCUCCUUUUCAAUGCAACUGCAAAAAAAGUAAAUGCUUAAAACUCUAUUGUGAAUGCUUUACAAAUAAUUGGGUUUUUUUUUAAAUCAAUAUUUUAGGUAUGUUCUUAAAGUUGUAAUUGUACUGAAUGCAAAAAUAGAAUAGACAAUCCAAAUGAAAGAUCUAAAGCAAUAGAAGAAGCUCUCCUUAGAAACCCAGAAGCAUAUGCACCAAUUCUAACUAAUAAUGGUUAGUUGCCAUAAGUCAUCUAAGGUAUAAAAAUAUUUAUAUAUUGAUAGAAUAGAAGUCUUAAAAAGAAUAACAAAAGGAAAUAAAAAAGGGUUGUAAUUGUAAAAAAUCAGAAUGUAAAAAAAAAUAUUGUGAAUGUUACAGUAUUAAUUAAAAAUGCACUGAUUUAUGUAAAUGUGAGAAUUGUCAUAAUAAAGACGAGUAGUAACCAUAAAUUCCACUAGAAAAAAUAGAAAAUUGUGUGCCUAUAGAAAGGAAUUAAUAAGAUUAAUAUGAUAUAGAAAAUAAAUAAGAUAGUAAAUCAAAAAAAAUGAAAUAGGAAUUAAUAUAAAAUACUACUAAUAAUAAGAAAAAGAUUAAACUUUGA
Messenger RNA from Paramecium primaurelia, 1080 nucleotides. The record is from the annotation of a GenBank genome assembly. NCBI's taxonomy places the organism in Eukaryota, Ciliophora, Oligohymenophorea, Peniculida, Parameciidae.